Messenger RNA from Symbiodinium sp. CCMP2456, 1839 nucleotides. The record is from the annotation of a GenBank genome assembly. Lineage: Eukaryota; Dinophyceae; Suessiales; Symbiodiniaceae.
AUGCACCGCUCUUCAGUGCUCAAUGUCGUUGUGCCAACAUCUUCCUUUCAGGAUGGGCUUGUCUGGGUGGAAGGCGAGGGCACUGAGCACAAGACGCUGGGAAAAGUCCAGGUUCAAGGAGGCCCUGUGCAGUGGUGCAACGGGGCCAUCAAGUUUGCUGCCAACGAGCUCGCUCAUUGCGUGCUGCCUUGGACGGUCGCAGGCUACGCGAUUCUUCCUGUGGACUGGAGUGGCAACAAACAUCGCAGCUUCGCGCGCACUCUGCAACUUGAUUUUCGAAAGGACAGCACCUGGUCCUUCAUUCGUCGCCUACCGGGCUUGAGUGAAAACGAUCAGGCGCGCGUGGACAGUGCAAACCUCAUCUACGACAACGCUGCAGACUUUUGCAAGUGGCUGCUGCAAAAGAGCCCCGCUUCUAUGCUGAAGCACCCCUUUGAUGUGGCUCGCGCUUUGCCUGAUGGCAUGGUAAGAGCUUUGUUCAAAGUGCUUGUUGAGGGCCCGGUUGCUGUCAUCAGGACCCGCUUGAACUUGCUGAAGCUAUGGAAAAGUUGGGCCCUCGAACUUGAGCCUGCAGAAUCUAAGCUUGGGGCCGGCCUGGCGCCGUCCGUGAGACAGGUGCUCAGUGGCAAGCGGACGCUCUUGCUUCAGAAGAUAGCUGCUUCUUUUGAUUGGCCCGACAAGAGCUUGCGCCGUGACAUCACCCAAGGCUUUAAACUUACCGGGUAUCUCGAGUGUACUGAUGUUUUCCACCCCGACGAAAAACCUGCCUACAGCACAGAACAGGAUUUUUGGGAUGGAGCCCCAGUGCUUCGCGAUUCCUUGUGGGAAAAAGUUGCAAGCCAUAAAGUGCAGGACUACUCUCAAGCCUUAUGGGACAUCACCAUGGACGAAGCCGAUUCGCAAGGCAAAGGGCUGGUCGCCAUGCAGACGCUUUGCCGUGUGGCAGGGCAAAUGGAGGCACUUGAUGAGAUCACUUGGGCUUGCGUUCAGAUCUUCAAGUGUGCCGUUGCGCGGGGGGAUGUUUCCUUCACGCUGCAGGAUGGCUCGAUCUUGAAAGGAAAGCUUCACUCGGCUUGGCGUGACGUGGAUCGUGUCAGGCCGCUGAGCAAAACUUAUGAUCUGAAGGCGGCCUACAAGCAGAUGCCUCUCCACCCGGAUGAGCGCAGGAAAGCCAUCAUCAUUUUGAAAAAUCCUUCAACGCUUCAGGUCCAAGCGUUCGUGUGCAACACGCUACCUUUUGGAUCGUCGGCCUCGGUGCUACACUUCAACCGAGUGUCGCUGCUGCUUCAGCGUGUCAUGUGGGAACUCUGUCUGAUUUCCGCGUGCUACUACGAUGAUUUCCCCUCCGCGAUGCCUGCCAUGCUGAGUGAGGGGAGUGAUAACAUCGUCCACACCGUGAUGCAGCUACUAGGUCCGCUAGGUGUCGUGCUGGACACAAGUGAUCCUGCAUUGGAGUGUGUGCAGUUGAGGAACAAGACUGAAAAGGCUGAGGCGAUGAGCCAGUCUCUUGGAAAGAUCCUAGAAGAUGGGGUCGUCUCGUCUCGCGAGCUUCCUUCAAUGCUGGGGCGUUUGCAAUUUCUCGAAUCGCAGCUUUUUGGCAGAGUGGGUAAGCUUGCUUUGGCCGACCUGCGUCAAGUCGAGAAAUCCUCUCAUGAUACUGUGAAUCUUGAUGGCACACACCUUGAUGCUUUGAAGCUGCUCCGGGCCCGUCUGCUGGCGAGCAAGCCUCGGAGGAUUGUCGCGUCACUGUCGACGCCGCCAGUUCUGCUGUUCAGUGAUGGCGCGUGUGAGCCGUCCGGUAGCUCCUUCACUGCGACGAUCGGCGGAGUGCUCAGCUGA